Salvelinus namaycush (lake trout) is the source of this 929-nucleotide messenger RNA. RefSeq names its product pleckstrin homology domain containing, family F (with FYVE domain) member 1 (gene plekhf1). Gene Ontology annotation, molecular function: metal ion binding; phosphatidylinositol binding. The transcript has a single exon. The record is from RefSeq and is a predicted model, not a curated record. Lineage: Eukaryota; Metazoa; Chordata; Actinopteri; Salmoniformes; Salmonidae. The coding region runs from base 3 to 929 and encodes 308 amino acids.
UCAUGGUGGACCAGCUGGCUUUCACGCAAGAGAACAGAGAGCGGAUCCAGGCAGUGGAGAACUCCUUUGGUCCCUCUGGGAAGUCCCUGUACAGACCUGACCGGGUCUUGAUAGGCGAGGGGCGGCUGAUGAAGCUGUGUCGACGCCACCCCCAGCCUAAAGUAUUUUUCUUGUUUAAUGACAUUUUGGUGUAUGGUAGCAUCAUCCUUCAUGGACGCUGGCACAAGAACCAGCAUGUAAUCUCCCUGGAGGAUAUCCAGCUAGAGGACCUGGAGGACGGGGUCAUCAUGGAGAACCAGUGGCUGAUCCGCACACCACAGAAGUCCUUCUAUGUGGCAGCUGCCUCCGCUGAGGAGAAGCGUGCCUGGAUGAAGCACAUUGAGGACUGCAGGUCCAAGCAGCUGCAGCAUGCCGGCUGCCAGCCCGGAUGCACCUUCGCCACCACCUGGAUCCCUGACCGGGUGUCCGCCAUCUGCAUGCGCUGCUCUAAAACGUUUCGGGUCAACAAACGUCGCCACCACUGUCGUCGCUGCGGCUUUGUCGUCUGCAACGCCUGCUCCAAGAACCGGGCCGUGAUCUGCCACAUCUCUACUAAGCCUGUGAGGGUGUGUCGACUGUGUCACCUCAGUCUCCAGGACCAUGGGGAGCUGACUCAGGAUGGGGUGCAUCUACGGGGGGACAGUGAUGGGAGGAACUGCUCUGAAGAAUGUGACCUGGUCAUGCCCGAGUACGAGGCGACUAGCGACGAUGAGGCGGAUGAGCGGGUACAACACCACGCACCAAGCAAGUGGGUUGAGUGUCACAACUCUUGGUCCCCAUAUAACUAUUUAAAGCCGGACCAUCGAAGUCUCAAUCUCACUGGAUUGUCAAGUCACUUGACUUGGUUGACAAUUGGACAAUGUGAGAGGACCCUGAAAAGUAUUUACUGA